AUGACGCGCGCCCAGCAGACCCUCUCCGUCCUCCUCCUCGUUUCCUCCCUCUAUCUCUCCCUGUACCUCGGACUCGUCCCGAUUAACGAGACCUUUCAGCGCGAAGUCAUCCCAGUCCUCCCCUUUUAUGCUCUCAUAUCCUUUGGGUGCUAUUUACUUGGCCGCCUGGGCGUUGCGAUCCUGACCUUCAACGACGUUCCCGAGGCGCACAAGGAGUUGCAAGGGGAGAUUGAGCAGGCCAGAGCUGAGCUGCGCAAGAAGAAUGUAGAUGUCGAUUAA
Molecule: messenger RNA, 279 nt
Organism: Aspergillus calidoustus
Lineage: Eukaryota; Fungi; Ascomycota; Eurotiomycetes; Eurotiales; Aspergillaceae
Source: the annotation of a GenBank genome assembly